Molecule: messenger RNA, 1350 nt
Organism: Vombatus ursinus (common wombat)
Lineage: Eukaryota; Metazoa; Chordata; Mammalia; Diprotodontia; Vombatidae
Gene: MCAT
Product: malonyl-CoA-acyl carrier protein transacylase
Exons: 4
Coding region: 1-1173 (390 amino acids)
Molecular function (GO): transferase activity
Source: RefSeq, a predicted model, not a curated record
AUGGCGGCCCGGCUCCGGUUCGGCGCUGGGGCCGCAGGCGCGCUCCGGAGGCGCCUCUGGUCCUCGCGAGCCCGGGACCCCUCGGGGCCGCCGCCGCCGUCCGAGGUGGUGGACGUGGCGGCGUUGCUGAAGGACGCCACGGUGGACGCGGGCUCCAAGCCGGGGCCUCGGUCUCGACCGAGCCCCGAGACCACCUCGGUGCUGCUCUUCCCGGGCCAGGGCAGCCAGGCCGUCGGCAUGGGGCGCGCGCUUCUACGCUACCCGGGCGCGCGCGCGCUCUACGCAGCCGCCGGGCGCGUGCUGGGUUACGACCUGCUGGAACUGAGCUUGCGCGGCCCGCGCGAGGAGCUGGAGCGCACGGUACGCUGUCAGCCCGCGCUCUACGUGGUCUCGCUCGCCGCCCUGGAGGCGCUUCGGCACCAGCGGCCCGAGGUUAUUGAGAAUUGUGUUGCUGCGGCUGGAUUCAGCGUGGGAGAGUUUGCAGCCCUUGUGUUUGCCGGUGCCUUAGAAUUUGAAGAAGGUCUGCUCGCGGUCAGAGCCCGUGCCGAGGCCAUGCAGGAGGCAUCUGCGGCCGUACCCAGCGGCAUGCUCUCGGUCCUCGGGAGGCCUCAGAGCCAGUACAAGGCAGCGUGCCUGGAUGCACGAGAGCACUGCCAGGCCCUGGGUGUCGAGCAGCCUGUCUGUGAGGUGGCCAACUAUCUGUUUCCUGACUGCCGAGUGAUUUCUGGGCACCUGCAGGCCCUGCACUUCCUACAGAAGAAUUCCUCCAGGUACCACUUCAGGAGGACCAGAAUGCUACCGGUCAGCGGAGGGUUCCACACGCGCCUCAUGGAGCCCGCUUUGCAGCCGCUGGCUCACGCCUUAAAGAAAAUGGACAUAAAGAAACCUUUGAUCUCUGUCUAUUCCAACGUGGAUGGCACUAAGUACAUGCAUGCCAGACACAUCCAGCAGUUGCUGGUGAAGCAGGUCGUGUCCCCCGUGAAGUGGGAGCAGACCAUGCACGCCAUCUACGAGCGGAGGAAGGGGACGGAGUUCCCGCAGACAUUUGAAGUGGGCCCUGGGAAGCAGCUGGGGGCCAUCCUAAAGAGCUGUAACCUCAAGGCUUGGAAGGCUUACAGCCAUGUGGAAGUGAUGGAGGAGGAGGAGGGGGAGGAGGGGGACCUGGACGUCUAGCUGAGGCUGCUGUAGCCCUGCUGGGAUUGGUUGGAAGAACGGGUCCUGGGCCAGGCUGCCGGGGCCCCAAGCCAUCUGUCAGAGGGGGCCUCCUGCCCUCCCUGGCUCGGCUUUGGGCUGGCCGGCCCCAACGAGAGGGAAAAAUAGAAAGUGCGUUCUGAGCACCAUCUGAUCCUG